AUGUACUCGUCUCCUAGUCAGGUCCCCCCGGCCCAACCAUCCUUCACCCCAAGGAAUAAUCCCUACCCAAACCCCGGCUUUCUGGGAUCUUCCAGCCAUGUCGCUAUCUUCAACGAAAUAUCCCCGCAAGACUAUCAUGCAUCAGAUACCUACCAUGCCGCCGAGGACAUGACGAUGCUCAUGCAAUCCCAGUCUACUGGCGAGAAUAUCUUGUUAAUCCAAGGGGCAGAUAUUCUCAGACAGCUGUUAAAUACAUUUCCUCUAGCCGCCAUGAAAGAUUUUGUUACUUUCUGGCUGGCAACGGGAGCGAAUCUAGCUCUGGCAGAGCCUUUUACCGAAAAGUGCACCGAGAACAUGACUCGCCUAUUCACCUCCUUUUCACAGGAAGAUAACUGGCAUUUGGCAUACGCCCAACGUUUAACACAAAAUUCUCGGGAACCUUUGCAAUUUAACAGCACAUCCGAUAUGGAGACUUUUUCUGCACAGUUCCUCGACCAGAAAUUCCGAUGGGAAAGUCUAGGUAUUUUCCUCUCUGCUGUGACCCGAGCAGCGAUCGAUAUCCCAUUUUUCCCGCCAUUGUUUAAAACCGAAAAGGAUCAGUUCAUGCUUCGGAAGUUGUCUACGAAGCUCAGUGAUCUCGCGCUAGAUAUUGCGCUCUCGCUGGAUUGCUUAAAUGACCUUCAGCUGGUUCUACAGUAUGAGAACUUUAUUGUACACACCCAUGUUGACGGGGACCAAAGUUAUCAUUCGUGGAGCAGACUUGGAGAUGUUGUGUCAUCCAUGUUCGCACUUGGCUACCAUGAGAAUGUCGAAAAGACCAAGCCACCAAUUCCGACUUUCCUUGCAGAAUUGAGAAAGACAGCAUGGGCCACCACAUACUCAGCGGACAAGAAUGUGGCUAUAUUCCUUGGUCGGCCACCUCGAAUGAGCAAGCGAUUCUGUCACUUUCAGCUUCCUUUGACCCCGACAAGCUCGGAUCAGGUUUCAAACACUUCACACGUUGAGGAUGAGGUUGUAAGAUGGAAAGAAGAUACACCGGUCUGUUAUAGGUCAGGUAUUCGGUGGGCGACCCUUUGCGCCGCACUGAAAGAAGAUGUCCUCGAAUUGCUUCGAUCUAAGCAUCGCGCAAAUUUCAAUCAGAAAGCUAGCAUGAUCCGGCAAAAAGCCGAAACUCAAUGGGCAAACCUACCUGCUCGCUUCCGACUUUCAACAACCUUGAAAGAAUGCUCUGGGGAUUCAUUCGAACGCGCUUUCCUAGCUAGCAUACGCCUGGACCAGCUCCAUGUUCUCUUUCUACUCCAACUAUCGUUUCUUGAUACCCUGACCGAGCCCGACCCAUCUAUACUCGACAUCUCGGAUCAAAUGCUCGCUCUUGUAGUAGAAACAAUUCUUUUACGAGAUCAACUGGUCAACUCUGGAACGGGACUCGUUUGGAAGAUCGCCCACUACGGCCUCCCUGCUGCAGGGAUUGUCCUCCUUUCAAUGCUGAAACAACACCGCACAUUAACCGAGGGGAGAUCCUCAUGGUCCAAAACAAUACUCAAUCUUGGUAUUUUUGUUGCGCAGGUCCAGGUGGGUAGCAUCGUUCGGCGUGGAGAUCCAAACUACGCCUUGAUAUCCAAAGCGACGCAGACGAUUGAGCGGUUCCUUGAUUCUAUACACCGUGAAGGGAUACAUACCCCGACGCAGCUGCCAUCGCAUCCCGGGGAGAAUGGAGACUGGGCUGCGUUUUUCAGCCAGGAUCUGUGUGAUUUCGAGACUGACUUCUGGGAAAAUCUCGCCUAUCAUCCCUCUUUGUUAGCUUCGGAUCCUAGUUUACCUCCAAUAUAG
This is a messenger RNA of Penicillium griseofulvum, 1830 nucleotides long. RefSeq names its product fungal specific transcription factor domain-containing protein. The transcript is spliced from 6 exons. The record is from RefSeq and is a predicted model, not a curated record. Gene Ontology annotation, cellular component: nucleus. Gene Ontology annotation, molecular function: DNA binding; zinc ion binding. Lineage: Eukaryota; Fungi; Ascomycota; Eurotiomycetes; Eurotiales; Aspergillaceae. Bases 1 to 1830 code for a protein of 609 amino acids. Gene Ontology annotation, biological process: DNA-templated transcription.